Molecule: messenger RNA, 1188 nt
Organism: Hypoxylon trugodes
Lineage: Eukaryota; Fungi; Ascomycota; Sordariomycetes; Xylariales; Hypoxylaceae
Exons: 1
Coding region: 653-1054 (133 amino acids)
Source: RefSeq, a predicted model, not a curated record
AAUCCUUCAAUACCGUCAGAAUCAUGCACCUUGCCAUUCUCUCUAAAGUACAAGAAGCGGAUCAGAUGGUGUAUCUCUUUGUACGUGCGACGCAACGAUAAUAACGUGUUACUUUCCAGCCUGCCUAAGGUACCUAAACAAAUCCGAAUAGAUGAAGUUCAGCAGCAAACAGAGAAGAGGGCGCUAAGGAUGACUCAGAAACUACCCGUGAUCCGCCUGGACGGACCUGAUUCGACCCACUCUUACUCUUAUCUCACGUCUUACACCUUUAACAAGGCACGGGAAUGGUGUAAGACCGCGGUAAUCUAGCCGUGAUCCGCACCCAAUAAAGAACGCUAGAAACCCACCGAACGGGUAAUCAUGAGUGAGGCUUCAAAUACCUCUCGUGUUGUAUGUUUCCAGCUCGCCCCCAUUUCUUUCGGUAGUUAGGUGGGUGGGACAUGUACGUACUUAACGGACGACUAGUGAAGACGACAUGUUAUAGGGUCUCGGAGCCUUGCUUUCAGAGUCAUGGCAAGUAAUAAAUCGAGAUGUAUCCGCGGGGUGCUCCGGCGCUGCCGCGGUUUUCUUUAUAAGACACCUGUUCCGGGUCUACAUAGGCGGCUGACUUAAAACUUAUCUGUUCGCCUAUACCACCAACAGAAACAAUAAAAUGUCGAAUAUAGCAAUUGCACAAAGACGCAAGGGAGGACCGAAUGCCCGAAGUCCUCAACACCAUUCCUCAUCUUCCCAUAAUUCCUCCGGAGGAAAGAAUGACUCGCUGGCAAGGACUGGCGGGACCGGAGCCGUAACGGCAGCGGUAGCGGUUAAACCAGAGAAACUAAGUCGGGGAAACAACCACGAUCGGGCAGGAAGGAACCAACACUGCGGUCCACAACUGGAAGCUGCUUCUAUUCUGAAUAAUCCACGGUUACGGCAGGUAACGGGCCUGCCGACCCACAAACUCGCCCGUUGGAAUGGAAUGCGUCCGCCGAGAGACGAACUACUCCGGCUCCGGUGGGCCUUGAGCUUUCCGGACGUAUAUCCGGUCAAACGGCCUAAAGGGAACUUUUGAGUCAAUCAUCCAACUUUGAACACUUGGAAUCGCGGGGCGAGAAAGAAGGAAAAUCCAUAAUGUCACUACUCAAUUUUUCGUUGUCGAACACCCCAUUCUACAUUAAUAUUUGUACGCCAUAGCCAUGUUGUCAG